AUGGAUGAGGAGUACCACCUUCCUCUGCAGUCAGAAAAAUCUCUCUCGUACACAAUCAACCCUCAUCUACUCGCCUAUUGUCCCCGAACGGAUCUGCUUGCGAUUGUCACACAAGAUGAAGUGAUCGAAGUUUACCGCAUCGGCGGUCAACGCGCUUUUGUUGUGAAGCGAAAGAGUCCAUCAACAAAUAUCGUUGGUAUCCAAUGGAUACGUGAUGGUAAAUGCCUGGCUGUGGCUCUAAACACUGGAUUCGUGGAUAUUGUGUCUGGAGAAACUGGAAAGAUUAUUCGACAUGGUGGUGACGACCCAUUCACCAUUGAUGCUGCGAAUCCGAAGUCCAAGGUCGACCGCGGUGAAAUCACCUGUUUAGGUUGGGGUACUGUUUUGACGCAAGACACGAUCGAUUGGAAGAAACCUUCGAAACCUGAGUUAGACGAAUCGAUCAUCAGUGACUUGUGGAGCCGACUCGGACUGGAUCCAGCUGAAGAGCCACCUGCAAGUGAUGAAGAUGACCUGGAAACUCAAGGACAAGAAGCUUUGCUGAAAGAUCUGCCUCGUCAAUUAUCUUUCCUCGAUGUUGAAUCUAUAUUGCCUCGUCUUAGUCCGAUUCCAACUCGACACACUGCCAAGCGUGAUGACGAAGUAACGGACGGAUCCAACCAAGGCUUCAAGAAUCUUCACAUCAGUCUGUUCGACAUACCACUGAUGUCAUCUGGGGGAUCGCAUUUGCACUUGAUCGUUUCGCGAACAGCACAACUUCGUGACUUGUGCGGAUACAUUUCAUGCAGUAUUGUAUCAGCGAAGAGCGAUUGGACCACUCAUACCAAUCUACCCUCUCGAUUUAUGGAGAAUGUCAAUGAAACACUGGAAGAGAAAGGUGAGGGUGCUCUAGAAGAUAACCUAUAUCACCUUGCCAUGACUGGAAACUUUACCCCAACAAUGCUCGAAUGGCUACGCGACGAACUGGCUGAGCGCGGUCACAAACGAUGGGAUCAUGCCAUGACGACACUCUACACCGAACUUUCUAAGAUUUUACACACGAAUCUCCUGCCUGUUCUCGAGCGCAGCAUGGUCGUUGCGACGAAUCUUCGAGGUCUGGCUCGAUACUAUUCUGACACACCUCACUUUGAUGUACCGCCAGAAGCCUUUACUUCCAUUCUCUCGACCUUAUCAUCUCUGCAGCUACUUGUCCAUGAAGCAGUACAAAUCUUAGGCGCCGAACAACACCAAUUCCGCGCAUUCUCGAGAUGGCUUAGACAUCAGAUCGAUCUCGCAGCCGCAGAUCCCGAGUCUCUGAGUGCAAAAGAUAUGGCCGAGAGAGAAACACCACAACUGGAUCUUCCCAACACACUUGCCUACCUCGAAGGCGGAUUAACAAAGUCUCGACUGAAACCCAUUGUGUUUUCUACAGCUGAGAUUGAC
Aureobasidium melanogenum CBS 110374 is the source of this 1422-nucleotide messenger RNA. RefSeq lists its product as uncharacterized. Gene Ontology annotation, biological process: protein K11-linked ubiquitination; positive regulation of mitotic metaphase/anaphase transition; anaphase-promoting complex-dependent catabolic process. Gene Ontology annotation, molecular function: protein binding. NCBI's taxonomy places the organism in Eukaryota, Fungi, Ascomycota, Dothideomycetes, Dothideales, Saccotheciaceae. The record is from RefSeq and is a predicted model, not a curated record. The annotation marks the transcript as partial. The transcript has 3 exons. Gene Ontology annotation, cellular component: nuclear periphery; anaphase-promoting complex.